This is a messenger RNA of Soboliphyme baturini, 282 nucleotides long. The record is from the annotation of a GenBank genome assembly. NCBI's taxonomy places the organism in Eukaryota, Metazoa, Nematoda, Enoplea, Dioctophymatida, Soboliphymatidae.
AUGCGAACAGUCGAAGAGGCGGCGAGGCGAAGAAGCGAGAGAGCGAGGGAGCGAACGACCGAAGGAGCGAAAGCGAGCGAUCAGAGGAAGGAAGCGCGAUUAAGGGAUUGCGCUGUUCCAUUACGCCCUUCGAUCGAGUUCGAUCCGAUCGUCGACCAGGAAUGGCUGAAACUUCCAAUAUUUCAUAUAUCGCUUCGCAACUCGCAGCCAAUCGAUGCACUGAUCGUAGAAGCGGCAGCAGUUUGGUGGACAACGAUUGGCCGCACGAUGAAGACGGCGUGA